This is a messenger RNA of Clarias gariepinus (North African catfish), 1713 nucleotides long. RefSeq names its product cholinergic receptor, muscarinic 2b (gene chrm2b). Bases 266 to 1621 code for a protein of 451 amino acids. Lineage: Eukaryota; Metazoa; Chordata; Actinopteri; Siluriformes; Clariidae. Gene Ontology annotation, molecular function: G protein-coupled serotonin receptor activity; G protein-coupled acetylcholine receptor activity. Gene Ontology annotation, biological process: chemical synaptic transmission; regulation of smooth muscle contraction; G protein-coupled receptor signaling pathway, coupled to cyclic nucleotide second messenger. Gene Ontology annotation, cellular component: synapse; plasma membrane; dendrite. The transcript is spliced from 3 exons. The record is from RefSeq and is a predicted model, not a curated record.
ACACGUUAUUUACACACCCGCCGACUCUCCGAGCGCUCAUUCAGCGUCGGUAAGAGACAAGACACGCAACUCAAACCUACAACCGAGACCAGAGGACCGAGGAGACGAGACGAGACGAGACGACACGAGAGAUGGCUUUCUGCGAUGUAUUUCCCUUAAACACGCACUGCUACUCUGGAGCGGAGGGACAACUCCUGAAUGUGUGCGAGAGAAGGUCAUGAUGAUGAUCCAAAGUGAUAUAGGUAUACAGUCAGACUGAGGAAAGAUGGACUCCAACUUAAGUAUUGCUGUAUGCUUCGGCUAUGCCAAUAAGACUGGACCAAAUGUGAAAUGUCCUUUCAACCUGGCAGAAAUGGUGCUUAUCAUUUUGGGACUGAGCACUUUGAGCUUGAUUACAGUUAUCGGCAAUGUUCUGGUCAUCGUCUCCAUCAAGGUCAAUAAGAGCCUCCAGACAGUCAAUAACUACUUCCUCUUCAGCUUAGCAUGUGCAGAUCUCAUCAUCGGUGUGUUUUCCAUGAACCUUUAUACCCUCUAUAUUGUGAUUGGCGUCUGGCCCUUAGGGCCUGUGGUCUGUGACCUGUGGUUGGCUCUGGACUACGUGGCAAGCAAUGCUUCUGUCAUGAACCUCCUUAUCAUCAGCUUUGACCGCUACUUCUGCGUUACCAAGCCACUUACCUACCCAGUCAAGAGGACGACGAGGAUGGCAGGUAUAAUGAUCGCAGCUGCCUGGAUCUUGUCUUUUGUCUUGUGGGCUCCAGCCAUUCUCUUCUGGCAGUUCAUCACUGGGGAGCGUACAGUGUCCAAAGACCAAUGUCAGAUUCAGUUCUUUUCCAAUGCUGCGGUCACUUUUGGCACGGCAAUCGCUGCAUUCUACCUGCCUGUGGUCAUUAUGAGUAUACUGUACUGGCAGAUCUCCAAGGCUAGUCGCAGCCGAAUCAGGAAGAGAAACUGCCACGAAACAUCUGGGGUGAGUCAGGGGGGCAGGACUCAGGCUGCUGUCUUGUCUGCAGAGAAAAACAGGGAGAGGGAAGAAAGCAAGGAAGCAGAGGGUUUGCAAGUACCGCACACUUCCAGCACUAUUAUAGGUGAGGACAGGGAGAGUGAAAAUGACUCCACAUCAGGCAGCCCCUUGGCCUCAUCCAAUCGGAGGGAGGAUGUCAUUUCUAACGGUGAUGCUCAGACGAAGAUUUUGCCUCAAAUAAGAGCAAUCCAUGCCAAACGUACUUGUUUAAGGUUUUCCUCCAAAGAGACCACAGAUAACAGUGCAAAUCAGAAGGCCUGCAAUCACAAGGAGAGACAGCCCCUGGUAUCCCUGAUCUUCAUGCCUCCAAACAAGAAAAGGAGGAAGAAUGGGAGCUCCAGAGAGAAGAAAGUCACAAGGACCAUCAUGGCUAUUCUUCUGGCUUUUGUGAUCACGUGGACCCCUUACAAUGUCAUGGUGUUGAUCCAUAGUUUCUGCAGCGAGGCUAUCCCAAACUCCAUGUGGGUGCUGGGCUACUUGCUCUGCUACAUUAACAGCACGGUUAACCCCGCCUGCUACGCCCUGUGCAAUGCCACCUUCAAGAAUACCUUCAAGCAGCUGCUGUUGUGCAAGUACAAAAACAUUCGCACAGUCAGAUAAAACACGAAUGACUUCUGCAUGAAGUUAAUGAGUUCAUUGUAAGAUUUCGGUUAUAUAUAUCCAAAGCUCUUGCUGGAUCAGGUUUUUUUUUU